AGCGCCACAGCCUGGGGUCAGGGUCCGGGGGGACACAGAGAGCUGCUGGCAGGGGAUGCAGCCGCGCUGCAGUGCUGGGUGCCGAGCGGGCCGCGGCUGCCGCUCCUCUCCUGUGGGCUCAGCUGCGGGGCACGGCAGGGCACCCCAUGGCCACCAUCCCGCCACCUCAGGCGCUGCUGCGGCCGCUGGCCGUGCCGCAGAGGCUGCUGCUGGGGCCGGGCCCCAGCAACGUGCCCCCCCGCAUCCUGGCGGCCGGCAGCCAGCAGCUCCUGGGCCACAUGCACCCCGAGAUGCUGCAGGUCAUGGAUGAGAUCAAGGCAGGCAUCCAGUACGCCUUCCAGACCCGCAACCGCCUGACGCUGGCCGUCAGCGGCACCGGCCACUGCGCCAUGGAGGCUGCCCUCCUCAACCUGCUGGAGCGCGGCGACACCGUGCUGGUGGCCAUCAAUGGCAUCUGGGGACAGCGUGCCGCCGACAUCGCCGGGAGGCUGGGUGCUGAGGUCCGCGAGCUGCUGAAGCCUCCAGGCGAGUACUUCACCCUGCGGGACAUCCAGGAGGGCCUGGCACGGCACAAGCCCUCGGUGCUCUUCAUCACCCACGGCGAGUCCUCCACGGGGGUGCUGCAGCCGCUGGAGGGGCUGGGCGAGCUGUGCCACCGGCACGGCUGCCUGCUGCUCGUGGACGCGGUGGCAUCGCUCGGGGGAGCGCCCAUCCUGAUGGACCAGCAGGAGAUCGAUGUCCUGUACUCGGGAUCCCAGAAAGUCCUCAGUGCCCCCCCCGGCAGUGCCCCCAUCUCAUUCAGUGAGCGAGCAAGGGAGAAGAUGCUGAGGAGGAAGACAAAGCCCCCGUCCUUCUACCUGGACAUGGGCUGCCUGGCGAACUACUGGGGCUGCGAUGACAAGCCACGCAUGUACCACCACACAGCACCCAUCAACAGCUUCUUCAGCCUGCGGGAGGGCUUGGCCAUGCUGGCGGAGAUGGGCCUGGAGAGCUCGUGGGAGAGGCACCGGGCCAACUGCACCCUCCUGUGCCAGGGGCUGCGGGAGCUGGGGCUUGAGCUCUUCGUGAAGGAGGAGGCAGCGAGGCUGCCCACCAUCACCACCGUCAGGGUGCCCGAGGGCUACGCCUGGCAGGAGAUCACGGCCUUUCUGAUGAAGGAGCACGGCCUCGAGAUCGCCGGGGGCCUGGGGCCCUCCGUGGGCAAGGUCUUGCGAAUCGGCCUCAUGGGCUACAACUCGACCAAAGACAAUGUGGACCGUGUGCUCGGGGCCCUGCGCGAUGCCCUGCAGCGCUGCCGCCGGAGCAGGCUGUGAACUCCAUGAGCAGUGGGGGUUCCUCUGCCCACCGGGGGACCUGGCAGGAGGCGCUGCGGGACCCCAAAUGGGGCCACACGGGGU
This is a messenger RNA of Anas platyrhynchos (mallard), 1397 nucleotides long. It is a transcript of the gene AGXT, whose product is annotated as alanine--glyoxylate aminotransferase. Gene Ontology annotation, cellular component: peroxisome. Gene Ontology annotation, molecular function: L-alanine:glyoxylate transaminase activity; L-serine:pyruvate transaminase activity. NCBI's taxonomy places the organism in Eukaryota, Metazoa, Chordata, Aves, Anseriformes, Anatidae. The record is from RefSeq and is a predicted model, not a curated record.